AUGAUCGAUGCAGCGAUCUCGUCGGCAUCCGUCACGCCGGCGUCUCUCACUGCUGGCGUCACUGGGACUGUGGACGUGACGUUCACUACAGGCACAACCAUCCCCGUCGGAGGAACGAUCGUGGUGACCUUCCCCUCCACCUUCUACGUGGCGUCCGCAACACUCAGCAAUAUCGGAGGUAUCGACCUUGCGAGCACAGUUUUGGCGACGUCUGCAAGCGGCCAGGCAACCAUCACGAUCGUUAAUACGGACGCUGUCCCGGGGGCGAUCUCCUUCACACUCGAUGGGAUCCAGAAUCCAGGCCAGGGCACAACAUCGAGCUGCUCGAUCCGCACUAAGAGCUCAAGCGGCAUGACAAUUGAGUCCACUACAGUAGCCGGAUCCACGUUCACCUCAGGGACCAUCUCGAAUACUGCAGCAGUGACGGCGGCAUCACUGGUGGCCGGCAGGACAACGACGUACACCGUCACGUUCACUACCGAUAUUACCUUGCGCGUUGGUAGCGCGAUUGCACUGAGGUUUCCAGCGCUGAGCAACAGCCAGAUUGUUUUUUCGGGCGCGGCUCUGUCAAGCAUGGUGAAUAUCGACGUGGCUUCUACUGUGGUUCAAGUGGCUUCCCCGUACGUAAAGCUCACGAUUGCCGGACAAGACGUUGCAGCAGGGACGACGGUGUCAAUCACAUUUGACAACAUUAUCAAUCCGGCAGCACAGACGACGGGCGUUUUUGGCAUUGACUCGCGCCACUCUUCAGGAGCCAUCUUCCAGGUCAACACGGCCAUUCCCGGACUGACCUACACGAGCUCAACACUCCCAUCAGCGUCGCUGACACCAGUGUCCUAUUUUGCCGGGAUUUCAACUGACUAUUACGUCGUAUUCGCCAACGCGGCCUACAUCCCGUCGGGAAGUCGAGUCGAAGUGACAUUCCCAUCACGUUUCGACAUCAGCGGCGUGGCAUUUAGCCACAUCGUCAACUUGCCCACGAUAAACGCCGCAUUUGUAUUGCUGAGCUCAACCAAGAUACGAGUUACAACUGGUAACACCGCAGUCGCCCCAGGAACUGGCCGUGGAUUCACACUCGAGACCAUCGUAAACCCUGGAUCUUCCUGCGACCAGUUCAUUGUGGAAUACUGCUCCCCCACCUGGGAGGAUUACACAGUGAAGAUCACCGAUAGCGGCGGGAACUUGUUCGAGCAACUGACAACCGUAUCGGGCACUCCAAUCGUCAAAAAGCCGCUGAGUUACGGCCGUGUGCGUCCAUUACUGAAGACCCCCAACACGCUUACGACAGCUACUGUGACGUUGGACACUGUUGCCACAAUUCCUGCCGGGGGCUUUAUUGAAGCCGUUCUCCCUGCAGGUUACAGUAUUGGCGCAGCUCCAGUCAUCAUCAGCUCCCUGGCUGGCAUUCCGAGCGCUACUCUGAGCACCUCGACGUCAAGUUCAGUGUCGAUCAAAAUUGCAGGUGCAAAUACCCUCCCAGCCACUGGUCUCUCCUUCACGUUCGACAAGGUCACGACUCCUCCCAACUCGGCGACUGGGAACUUCAUUGUGCGCACAAAAGAUGCCGGGGGCAACACAAUCGAGGAGAGCACGACCAUCGGUGGCGAAGGCUGCACGUACAUCAAUGACUGCAGUGGCCAUGGCACCUGCACGCUGUUAUCCAAGGUCUGCAUUUGCGACACUGGCUGGGGUGCGCCGACCGAUAUCGCCGACUACAAGUCACCAGACUGCUCUACACGUGUGUGCCCAUCGGAUUAUGCUUGGAGCUCCAUUCCCACGGACGCUACUACAGCCCAUGACGUCUUGGUGGAGUGCUCUGGUAAGGGGGUCUGUGACCGCAAUUCUGGGACCUGCUCGUGUUUCCCCGGGUUUGAAGGCGCCGCAUGCCAACGAAUGGGAUGCUCCAACGACUGCUCCGACCAAGGAACUUGCUUGAGCAUGAGCGAGAUGGCUGCUGCAAAGAAUGCGUUGCCCAUUUCUCCGCCAACAACCUACGGCGGCGGACAGUUCUCCAGCACAUGGGACGCUGACAGGAUUUUUGGGUGCGUUUGCGACUCGGGCUGGGCGGUCGGGACGGCGAGCGGCGAGCUGCAGGCCACCGAGUAUUUUGGCGCGGACUGCUCGAAACGUCACUGCCCCACAGGAAACGACCCCGGCACAACUGUAGACGAAACCAACUGCCAGGGCAAGACGGUGCCCGGUGGCACCCUCGUAGGCGCCGCAGGAAAUUUGUGCCUCGUUGAGUGCUCCAACCGCGGAGUGUGCGACUACAGCACGGGAAUGUGCUCCUGCUUCCAAGGAUACACGGGUUACGCUUGCCAAACAUCAGACAGCCUCGCCAAAUAG
Phytophthora sojae is the source of this 2346-nucleotide messenger RNA. RefSeq lists its product as hypothetical. The transcript has 6 exons. NCBI's taxonomy places the organism in Eukaryota, Oomycota, Peronosporomycetes, Peronosporales, Peronosporaceae. Bases 1 to 2346 code for a protein of 781 amino acids. The record is from RefSeq and is a predicted model, not a curated record.